AAUGCCUUCUCAGCCAUGCCUUGUGGAACAGUUACCAGAGCAGGCCUAGUCUCCAAGUCCUCUCCUAAGAAGCCACGUGGCCGGAACAUCUUCAAGACCCUUUUCUGCUGUUUCCAUACCCAGCAUGUUGGCCAGUCAAGCUCUUCCACUGAGCUCACAUACAAGGAGGAGACAAACACCAUUGCUAAGUCAGAUCUGUUGCAAUGUCUCCAGUACCAGUUUUAUCAGAUCCCUGGGACCUGCCUGCUCCCAGAGGUGACAGAGCAAGAUCAAGGGAGGAUCUGUGUGGUCAUCGACCUGGAUGAAACCCUUGUGCAUAGUUCCUUUAAGCCAAUCAACAAUGCUGACUUCAUAGUGCCUGUAGAGAUUGAGGGGACCACUCACCAGGUGUAUGUGCUCAAGAGGCCUUACGUUGAUGAGUUCCUGAGACGGAUGGGGGAGCUCUUUGAAUGUGUUCUCUUCACUGCCAGUCUGGCCAAGUAUGCCGACCCUGUGACAGACCUCCUGGACCAGUGUGGGGUGUUCCGGGCCCGCCUGUUCCGGGAGUCUUGUGUGUUCCACCAGGGCUGCUACGUCAAGGACCUCAGCCGACUGGGCAGGGACCUGAGGAAGACCCUCAUCCUGGACAACUCUCCUGCGUCUUACAUCUUCCACCCGGAGAAUGCAGUGCCUGUGCAGUCCUGGUUUGAUGACAUGGCAGAUACAGAGUUGCUGAACCUCAUUCCAAUCUUUGAGGAGCUGAGUGGAGCAGAUGAUGUGUAUACCAGCCUUGGGCAGCUGCGGGCCCCUUAGCCUUCUUGCUUCCAAGAAACGGCCAUCCCAGUAGGGGACUUUGCUACACUGUGCCUUUCUGAUCAGCCUGACUGACCUAGCCAAGCAGGAGCUGGAGCACUUGCCCAGAGGGUCUGGAAGUAGUCGGAAAAUGAUGACAAGAUCUUUAGGGCAGGUUAGAUGCAGAGCAGGCAAAUUGGACCUAUCCAUAGCUGUCUGCACCCUGUGUGUAGUUCUAGGAGAGAGGGAGAGGAGAGAGAGGAGAAGAGGAGAGAGGAGAGGCAGAGAGAGAGAGAGAGAGAGAGAGUGUGUGUGUGUGUGUGUGUGUGUGUGUUCGUGCGUGUGUGUGUGUGAGUGUGCGUGUGUGUGUGUGUGUGUGUGUGUGUGUGUGUGUGUUCGUGUGCCCAUACAGUGAACUAUGGCCCAGGAUGUCCAGUGUCAAGUAGGGGGAGAAGCUGAAAGAUCAAGUCCUUUGUCUCCUUUCCUACUGACCUGUGAGCUUUACAGUGAUGACAACUGCUGCAGGCUCUCUUGCCAAACCAUGGCCUUUCCUCAACUUCACAAGGCCUGUGCCAAGGAGAAAGGAGAAGCCAGAGGCUGCCUUGAUGCCCCAGACACACACCCUUCUGAAAACAUAAAAUACUAGCCAGCAACUGCAGACAUCCCAGGGAAGAUGAGAGCGUGUUUGCAGAACCAGUGCUCAAAAUCACCAGGUCCUGUGUGAGCCCCCACCCCACCCCCACAUCUGGCUCCAGCAGAGUACCUGCCACCACGGGCUCUGCUGUGUCUCCCCAGGCUCCAGUACCAAGCCAGCCUUCUCACUCCCUAGCCAUAAUCUUUAACUCCCAUGGGGAAGGAGCUCUUCUCCCUACCCUGGAAGAGGACACAGAACUGAUUUCUGUUCUUUUUACUCUUUAAAAUUCUCUUUGUAAACAUGGAGCGGUGGGCCUGGUUUGUGUCCAGCUGAGCUGCAGUCCGGGGGCCUGAGACGCAUAUGGGAGGUGCUAGGGUACAGGGAAACAAAUGUCCAAAGCAGAAUGUGCAUCUCCCUGCCUGUAGAUCUGAAAGUGCUGGGUCAAAAAGGGUUGCUAGGCUGCUCCAUCCCUCCUGUCACCCAGGCAGGGCUCUUUCUAUUGUGUCUUCCUUCCCUGGUGUCCUGUCCUGGUUGUCUUGUCUGAUCUAGCCUUUAUCCCUUUCUGGCUGUUUCUCUUCCCCUCCAGGGCCUUGGAAGAACUGCUUUUCCAGGACUGAGGGGUUGCAGGUCUUGCUGUCAUUGCUUUGCCAAAUGGGUAAAUGCCUCCUGCCUCCCGUGGUAACACGGGACUGAGUGAGGUCCUAGCCUAAGUUCUCAGUCUCAAAGGCUUUAACAAACAGAGUGGCAGAAAGGACGUUUCCCCAGGUGGAGACAAAAGGGAAGUGCUGCUGUCACUUGGAGCACAAGAGGCCCCUGAGGCACCACCUCAGUGUCACUGCCUUAAUUGAGUCCUGCCCCCAGGGUUGGGUCAGAUUCUCCCUUCUCUCUCAGAGCGGGGUUGGAGUUCCUAGCCCUAUGUAUCUGCUUUCCCUGGAGGCAGGUGCCAGCAUCUGUGAAUUGUUUCAGGUGUGAUCACCACCCACUCAGGAGCCAUGCAAUAUUGUUUAGUUUCCAUGCACUAAUUCCUGCCUUGGGAAUUAACAGGUUUCAACAAAGCCUGGUGGUAGAGCUGGGUGUUCUGUCGGAUGACUGAUUAUCUGGCAUCCUUCUAGCGUUGUGCAGUCUUCCUCCUUAGUCUAAGGCUGUGGAGCCUUGUCUUUUGCAUGAUGACAGCGAGCAGGACAGACUCCCCAAGUUCAUGCCAUUUUCCAUGGCAUCAUCUGCUGGUGCCUGUGGGGUCCUGCCAAGGUGACGGGAGAGCUCUCCAGGUGCUAGCCAUAACACAUGAGCUUGGUUGUGGCUUCAGAUCCAGGUCCUGGUCUCACUGCCACCCUUGCAAGGCCUGCUCUGAGGGCUAGUCCUGACUAAGCAAUAAGAGCCUCAGAGUUGAAUACCAAGGCCCCUUUCUACCUUUGUCUGCAUCUCCAUGUUUUACCUCCUGGAGGAGGAGCCUGUGCUCAGUCCUUGCUGUUGGGCAUAUGCAAGGACUGGUUCUGAUCCACGACCAAAUCCCAGAGUGGCUUCAUGAAAGAGCCCUGCUGCUUCUACAGGAAGCCCCAGCUUUCUGGGCCUCUCUGCCACCUGUAG
This is a messenger RNA of Cricetulus griseus (Chinese hamster), 2992 nucleotides long. The record is from RefSeq and is a predicted model, not a curated record. Lineage: Eukaryota; Metazoa; Chordata; Mammalia; Rodentia; Cricetidae.